GGUGAGUUUGACAGGGCAGCAGAGGAAAUCCUUCUCAAGCCUUGUGAAUUGCGCGUUCUCUUUUCCUGCCACUCUCGGUGUGUAUUGUGUGCAAUAGAUCCUCAAAGUGGCGUCCGCGGACUCUCCCAAGUUCACUGAACGCAAUGCAGUGUAGUAUGUGACAAGAGGAUAGAGGUAAAUAGUGGCACUUGCUCGGAUAAACGAGUUCCCCAAAUUGAAGUGACGGAAGGAGGAUUUGCCCAUUGGAUACGUGUGUUCCUUUAUGAUAAAUGUAUAACAAAAUGAAUGGUUAUGCCCCAUUUAGGUCGAGUUCCGGAAGGAUGUGGGGAAUGUCUCAUUCACUCCCAUCAGGCAUGUCACAUUACGCUUAUCAGGACACGGAUUUCUCACUUAUGUACAACACCCGGAGAGGCGGAAUGAAUUUUCCAGCCAGCAGUACGUUCGGAGCCGUCGGACAUGCAUCCUCAUCUAGCACCAGUUCACUGAGUGGCGUCGCGGGCACCAAUCUCAUUAUCAAUUACUUACCUCAGGAUAUGUCUGAGCGAGAAUUGUACUCAUUGUUCUCCACGAUGGGCCCCAUUGAGAGUUGCAAAAUAAUGCGAGACAUGAAGACUGGAUAUAGCUACGGCUUCGGAUUUAUCAAUUACAGUUCGGAAGAGGCGGCUACCAGAGCAAUCAAAUGCCUCAAUGGUUUAACUGUGCGAAACAAGCGUUUGAAGGUUUCAUAUGCCAGACCAUCAGGUGAUGAUCUGAAAGAAACAAAUUUAUAUGUCACGAAUCUUCCACGCACCAUAACUGAAGAGAUGCUAGACGUAAUUUUCGGUAAAUACGGAACCAUUGUACAAAAGAACAUACUUAGGGAUAAAAUAACUGGACAACCUCGUGGUGUUGCAUUUGUACGAUUUAAUAAGCGGGAGGAGGCCCAAGAAGCAAUAUCUGCCCUGAAUAAUGUGAUUCCACAAGGUGGCAAUCAACCCCUGACGGUCCGGGUGGCUGAGGAGCACGGCAAGGCGAAGGGAUCACUCUACUUGCCAACAUAUAACUCCGUGAUGCACAGAGGAUUCGAUGGUUUGUACUGUAGGAAAAAAUCGUAUCCCUACCCUUAUUGAGAAGGAUUUCCUUACAUAGCUGUAAUAUUAUCUUUAUUUUCAUAUAAUAUAAAAAAAGAAAUGAAACGAAUUAUUGUUUGGUGAAGAGUUUUACUCUUAUAAAAAAAAACUGAUAGUGAUUGGUAUAAGUAUAAAAAAAAAAGAAAUAUUUAAGAGCAGAUUGUAUUUUAUUUUCUCAUGUGUAAAUAAGUAAUUUCUUAAAGAAUUCGUUUAGAAUGACAAUGUUUUUUUUUAGUUCAAUGUCUCACUGUGUGUGUAUAAAAUUAAUGAAUAUACUGUGUUUUAUUUUAUAAUAUUAUAUACACAAAAUGAAAUUAUAGGCUCGGCAAACGAAUUCAAAACGAUAUACACAGAUGAAAUCAUAACAAUUACUGAAAGGUUUAAGCAAAAAACAUUAAAAUUCAAAUUUAUAUAUAUAUAUA
This is a messenger RNA of Phlebotomus papatasi, 1531 nucleotides long. RefSeq names its product sex-lethal homolog. Bases 270 to 1109 code for a protein of 279 amino acids. Lineage: Eukaryota; Metazoa; Arthropoda; Insecta; Diptera; Psychodidae. The record is from RefSeq and is a predicted model, not a curated record. The transcript is spliced from 7 exons. Gene Ontology annotation, cellular component: ribonucleoprotein complex. Gene Ontology annotation, molecular function: RNA binding.